Molecule: messenger RNA, 288 nt
Organism: Triticum turgidum subsp. durum (durum wheat)
Lineage: Eukaryota; Viridiplantae; Streptophyta; Magnoliopsida; Poales; Poaceae
Source: the annotation of a GenBank genome assembly
AUGCAUUUUUUAGGGCUUUCGAGUAUGCCACAUCGCAUUCCAGAUUAUCCAGAUGCUUACGCCGGAUGGAAUGCUCUGAGCAGUUUCGGUUCUUAUAUAUCCGUAGUUGGGAUUCGUCGUUUCUUCGUAGUUGUCGCAAUCACUUCAAGCGGUGGAAAGAACCAAAAAUGUGCAGAAUGUCCUUGGUCUGUUGAACAGAAUCCAACCAUACUUGAAUGGUUGGUACAAAGCCCUUCGGCCUUUCAUACUUUUGGAGAACUUCCUGCUGUAAAAGAGACAAAAAGCUAA